AUUGUUGACUCCGGUACAUUACACUCAGAUGCUGAACUGAUUCAAACACACCUGUUGCUACCUGAGCUAGAAGAGCGACGGCGGUGAGAUGGGACUGUGCUUCAGACUGGCGGCGGCGUUGCUGCUGCUCCUUCAGGCGCUCCCCCUGACGCUCCUCCUGGACUCCACCGACUCCCCCGGCCGCACCAUCGACAAGGGCUGGUACCGGGCCCCCCCCAACAACGCUGAGGACCCCCCCGCGGGGGGGCAGGAGGCCCCAGGGGAACAAGAGGCCCCGGGGGAGGGCUCCUCUGGGGAGGCCCCUGGGGAGGUACAGGACACCACCGCGGGGGACCAGGAGCCCACAGUGGGGGACCAGGAGCCCACAGUGGGGGACCAGGAGCCCACCGCGGGGGACCAGGGGCCCACAGUGGGGGACCAGGAGCCCACCGCGGGGGACCAGGGGCCCACAGUGGGGGACCAGGAGCCCACAGUGGGGGACCAGGAGCCCACCGCAGGGGCCCCGGGGCCGGUCAGCGAGGGCACGUCGUCUACGGUGUUCGCUGCGUACGGAGCGCCGACCGGCUCCGGGGCCAGCGGAGAAGAGGAGGAGGAGCAGGAGGGCCCCAGCGCCCUGCCCCCCGCCGGGCCCCCGCUGCCCAACAACACGUCAGAGGCCAACGAGUCCAGCACCCCUGCUGCCCCCCGCACCGAGACCACCCCCCCGUCCGGCCCGGGCCCCGCCCUGAACGGCUCCGGCUCAGAGGACACGCCUCUGAGCGACCCGACGCCGGCGUCCAACUCCAGCGACGGGGCCGCCCCGAACGCGACCGCCGCCCCGACGGUCAGCGCCUCCGAGGGGACCACCCUGGCUCCGGAGCCCCCCGUGAGCCCCGAGGCACCCGGAGGGACCGCCCCAGGGCCCGGGCCCCGCAGCACAGAGGGGCCCCCGACCGGCGGCCCCCCCGCCUCGGAGAGCGCAGCCACGGAGGAGACGACAGCGGGCCCCGGCACCGCCACCGCCGGGCCCCCCCCCCCGGAGGCCACGCUGAACGCAACGGCUCCGGUCACCAUGACAACAACCCUGGCUCCCGGGACAACAGAGAAGAGCAACGCCACCGACCGGGACGCGGCGUCGGAGGAGAGCAACACAGACCGAGGGUUGGUCUCCAGUUCCAAGGGAAACAAACAGAACGAGGCCUGGGCCGCAAUCUUGGGGACAGCAGUGGCCGUGUGCGUGCUCGCGUUGGUCGUCUUUGUCAUUCUGAAGAAGAAGAACCAGAAGGCGUUCUCCCACAGAAAGCUGGUGGAGUUCUCCUCAGACCCAGUUCUUACCCUAGACAACAGUGAGUCUCUGGAGUCGGCUAACUACGACCGGGGGGGCUACUACAACCCGGCGCUGCAGAUGACCACCAUGCCACCACGAUACAACGCACCCGUCCCCGACGGCUACGUGGACUGAAGUCAGCGUCUUGUAGAUCAGAAGAACUGUGUUCAUAGAGGUGGAAGAUACAAAGGAAGGGUUGUGAAUACAUAACAUGAAAGAUGACUCGAUAACAUAUGAUCAAAACCAAUAUUUUUUAUUUGUACCUGUCCAGCUUUAAUGCAGUUAUAUCCAACAUUGUGCUUAGAGAGAGCAUAAGGCGUAAGAUUAUAAGGCACAGCUUUUUUAUUUUGUUGCCAAAUAAAAUGUAUGUUUUUUGAAGGAUUAGAAAUAACUUAAAUGUGGUAGGGGUUCAUCAGUAUGUUUGUUCUAUUAAGUCACUUUUGCUGUAAAGGAAGGAAAGCUUGAAUGAUUACAGCUGUGGUUAACUUUAAACAACAUCCACGGAAGAGUUCAAGAAAGGUGAAGAAGUCAACAUGUAUGCUUGGUGACAAGCCGAGGAUAAACAAGGGUCACAUGUAAAGUAAUAUGACUGCUGCACUCGGCCAGCCGGUCCAGUGGAGGAAGGGACCUGCCGGGAGAGAGGCGUGGAGAGGGAGACGGGUGCUGUGGUUUGACGACUCUACCUGCCACAGAUACGUGGCGACUCCUCAUUAUUUACAGCCUGGAGUUUAGAUACCAGAGGCCCCCCUCCUACCUGAGCUGUAUUAGGCAUCGUACCGACACACAGUAUGGCCUCAUGUAGAUACCUCCUCCAUACAAUCGCCAAGAUAAGAGAAGGUUUGAUAUCGGAAGCGUUUUCAUGCUGCACACAAUCUGUCAUCUGGACGUCAACCCAGAAUGUGUGAUGAAGAAAGGAAAAAUGAAGGAUGUGAGCUGCUUGUCUGAUCAAAUUGAUGAAUGGUUUCAAAUUAAAUGGCCAACAAUAA
Molecule: messenger RNA, 2292 nt
Organism: Gadus macrocephalus (Pacific cod)
Lineage: Eukaryota; Metazoa; Chordata; Actinopteri; Gadiformes; Gadidae
Gene: muc15
Product: mucin 15, cell surface associated
Exons: 4
Coding region: 89-1441 (450 amino acids)
Source: RefSeq, a predicted model, not a curated record